Diorhabda sublineata is the source of this 2356-nucleotide messenger RNA. RefSeq names its product T-box transcription factor TBX6-like (gene Doc). The coding region runs from base 224 to 1312 and encodes 362 amino acids. Gene Ontology annotation, cellular component: nucleus. The record is from RefSeq and is a predicted model, not a curated record. Gene Ontology annotation, biological process: regulation of transcription by RNA polymerase II; positive regulation of DNA-templated transcription; cell fate specification. Gene Ontology annotation, molecular function: RNA polymerase II cis-regulatory region sequence-specific DNA binding; DNA-binding transcription factor activity, RNA polymerase II-specific. NCBI's taxonomy places the organism in Eukaryota, Metazoa, Arthropoda, Insecta, Coleoptera, Chrysomelidae. The transcript has 3 exons.
GAGUGAGAACCAAUCGGCAUUACCGGUACCAGGUCGACCAAUAAGAAUAAGGGCUUAGUACUUGUUAGGGGUUUGGCUAAGGUUUUCCAAAUUUAUGGUCAAAAUUUAGAAUUGGCAUUAGUUAUAAUAGUUGUUGCCUCGUAAGCAGAUAAAAGUAUUCACAAAAAGUUGUGUUUUUAAGUGUGAAUAAAGACUUCUAAAAACUGUUUGUUUAUUUCGUUUAAUGGUGAAAUAUUUAUCAACGAUGUUGCAUUCGCAAGUUAAUCGUCACUAUAAUAUGCAUUAUGAAGAUACCGUGUCAAAUUACAACGUUACUUUGAAAAAUAAAGAUUUAUGGAAAACUUUUCACGCCGAGGGCACAGAAAUGAUAAUAACAAAGUCUGGACGACGAAUGUUUCCAUCCAUAGACAUAAAAGUUGAUGGUCUAUGUCCGGAUACAAAGUACCACAUUCUUCUUGAAAUGGAAGGAGUGUCUGGAACUCGAUUCAAAUACUCGACAUCAGGAGGUUGGUUUCCAACUGGAUCUGAAGAAGCCCACGGCCAACAGCGCUUCUAUUCGCACCCUGAUUCUCCAGCAAAAGGAUCUUAUUGGAUGUCUCAAACUAUUAAAUUUAGCAGACUCAAACUUACUAAUUCAGUAUCACCACCAGCCGGACAAAUUCUAUUAGCUUCAAUGCACAAGUAUCAACCAAAAAUAUGGAUAAUUAGAGAAAAUGAAUUGACUGAUGUUAUUUGGUCAAGAAAAUCAACUGUUGUUUUCCCGGAGACGCAAUUUAUUGCAGUAACUGCUUACCAGAACGAAAACAUUACCAAACUAAAAAUUGAUUACAAUCCUUUCGCUAAAGGUUUCAGAGAAACUGGGCAGGCGAAAUGUAAAAGAAGAAAAAGUAGCGAAAAAAAGGAUUCGAUAGAAAACGAACUCAUUGUAGUAGAUGAUUCACCCUCCGAAAAUGAGAGAUUAUCACCAGCGUCUUCGCAUUCUCUAUCUUCAAAUAAUUCGCAGCAAUUUGAAAAUAAUUCCGUAACGAGAAAUAGUGACAACUCGAAUUAUUUCCUUCCAACUUCCACGCAUUCUCCAACGGAUCUAACAAGUAGCUUUGGACCAGUCCUUCCAAGUUAUCGUUCAAGAUUUACCGAUUUCUAUUAUGGUAGUUCACCUUAUUACAUGGGAUGGAAUCCCAGUUUAAAUCAAACCAAUAUACCCAGUUCCAUCGAUCUUAGUUUACAUAAUAAUUAUUUUCCAUCGCAAGAAUUACCAAAACCAGUGAAACUGACUGAUUUUUCAAUAAGAGCGAUUAUUGGAUGCGAAUGAGAUAUACUACAUUUGAUUACCUGAUGUAUAUAUUGUGAUAAUAAUAUUUGACAAUGUCUAAGUGGAAGGUUUACAUAGAUUACAAUUUGAAAUAAAAGUAUUGUUGACAAUACUUUUUGUAAGACAUAAACGAGUGAUUCAUUUACAAAUGAAACUGACGAGCUUAAUCCACUCGAUUUUCAAAUCUUCUCCAAAAAUAAUUUUGAAGUCUCAAAUCCUUCUCAAACUCAAAGAAUUCACUUUAAAUGGAUGUAUGAGAAUUGACUUUCGAUUUGUUAAGGUCUAUACAUUAUUGCAUACGCUCAAACCAAUUCUGGAAACAUGUUUUCACUAUCAAACUGAUGUCUUGAAUAGCUUCUUGAGAUAAUGAAAGGACACGUCUGUAAGAUUUUUAAAAUCAUAAAAAAUUAUCCAAGGUGAACCAUCACGGUUUUUUUUUAUUCUUUUAAACAUUUACUAAAAACAACACCAACACCAACACCAACACACACACAAUUAAUUCUCUGAAGCGUUUCGAUAACCAAGUUAUCGUCUUCAGAGACUACAAUAAUACUAAUAUCUAUUUACAUGACCUACUUGUUUUAUACUGAAGGCCGUUUGUCCAUAUUUCUUUAAAACCCACUCUAUAGUUUAGUAGAAGGUUGAUUGAUGAGAAAAUUUAGUAUAAAACAAGUAAGUCAUGUAAAUAGGUAUUAGUUUCAUUUCAGUCUCUGAAGAAGAUAACUUGGUUAUCGAAACGCGCGUCAGACAGAGUAAUUGUGAGUGUUAGAGUAGUGGUAAAAAUAAAUAGUGUGUUCAGUAUGAAUUUUAACGGUUCUAGAAAUUUUAACUUAAUUACUUUAUUGUAAUCUGUGUAAAUUCGUAAACUAACACUGAAUUCUGAUUUAUUAAUUCUGCUGUAAACUCAAGAAAGCAGACUAAUAAUGUCUUUAAUAUAUUCAAAGUUACCAUAUUUUGUAAAUCGUUAAUGUAUUAUAUAAAUCAAUUCUUUAUACUUUUAUAAUUAUAUAAUUUUUGGGAGGUUAAUAAAAAAUUAAGAAACAA